AUGGACGCCAAGAACGAGCCGACGGUCCAAUAUGAUGACAAGCAGAGAGCCGACCAGUUUGAAGAUGCGAAGGUGGCCGCAACAGCUGCGCUGCCAACAUCGCAAGCCAACGAGAAGCUUACUUUCAGCGAUCUGUGGGAGAACAAGCGCGUUCUGGGCUUCUGCUUGAUGAUCUACCUUUUGCCCAUUAACUUUGGUUACGAAGUCUCGACCAUCGGAAAGCUCCUCGCUGUAACCCCUUUUGCUCAACGUUUCGGCCACGAAAUCAACGGAAAAUGGCAAGUUGCCGCUCGGGACCAGCAGAUCCUCAGUGCCGCGGGCACGAUCGGAAUCUUCGUCUCGGCAUUCGCAACAGGCUUCAUUAGCGAUAUCUUUGGCCGGAAGAAGACCAUUGGCCUCGCUUGCUUGAUUUGCUGCGGUGGCACGAUUCUUCAAUACUUUGCUUCAACUAUCAUGAUGCUUUUCGGCGGCAAGGUCGUUGCAACUUUUGGAUUCGGUCUAGGUCACUCCUUGGGGCCUGUCUUUGUUGCCGAGGUGUUUGCCUGCUGGCUUCUCAUCAAGGGUCGUCGUGAAGAAGCCGCCAAAUCAUACAAAAGAUUCAAUGGGCCCAGCUUCGACGUGGAUGCCGCGUUGGCGAUCGCCACUGUUGCCAUUGCCAAAGAGCAAGAGGCCAAAAAGGAACAGGAGUCAGCUCGCUGGGUUGACUGUUUGAAGGGAGUCAACGGCAGGCGCACAGCAAUUAUUGUGAUGGUCUAUCUCUCUCAGCAAGCCAUUGGUGUGAACUUUGUUUCGGGCUACCUCACAUACUACUUUCGCUUGGCUGGAAUUAACAAUCCGCUUGCAAUCGGCCAGGCAGCCUACGCAAUUCAGUUCGUCGGCAACAUGACUUCCUGGCCACUUGUGGAUCGAUAUGGAAGACGCCCGUUGAUCGUGGGCGGCGUAUUCACCAUGACAGCCCUUUUGCUUCUCAUUGGCGGUAUCAGCACCAUCGGCAACCAAGCCUCACUCACCGCAACGGUCGCUUUCAUGAUCAUUUGGGGAUACUUAUAUCAGGCAACUUUGGGUGCGGUUGCGUACUCUGUCGGAGGAGAAACUGCCAGCAUCAAUAUCAUGUGCUCGACCGCGGCGUCCUGCUUAGUAUUGCAGGUGAUGCCCUACCUGCUGAAUACAGACCAGGCCAACCUGGGCGGUAAGAUUUGCUUCAUCUUCUUCGGCCUAUCGUUGCCCAUGUGCGCAUGGCUUUACCUGUACUUCCCCGAGAUGAAGGGUCGCAACUACGCCGAGAUUCAAGAAAUGUUUAGCAAUCGCGUGCCGGCCCGCAAGUUCAAGUCUUAUGUUUGUGAGGUCAGCGCUGGGGGCCAAGAGGAGAAGAAGCUUCAAGACGAAGCAUGA
Messenger RNA from Colletotrichum lupini, 1392 nucleotides. Its product is annotated as maltose permease. The transcript is spliced from 5 exons. Gene Ontology annotation, cellular component: membrane. Gene Ontology annotation, biological process: transmembrane transport; carbohydrate transport. Bases 1 to 1392 code for a protein of 463 amino acids. Lineage: Eukaryota; Fungi; Ascomycota; Sordariomycetes; Glomerellales; Glomerellaceae. The record is from RefSeq and is a predicted model, not a curated record. Gene Ontology annotation, molecular function: carbohydrate:proton symporter activity.